AUCAAGGACUUAGUAAUUUGCUCAGAUAUUAAGGUUGAAAGUAUUCGUCCAUGUUGAAGAUGCAGCCGGUCAGUAUGUACCAGUCUUCGUACCAUUCGUAUUGCUCUUGUCCGCACCCAAGCUGCAUACAGGAACGGGACAGUGGUCAUGGGUGCCAGUUACCUCUUUCGUGCCAAACCUCAAGCGAAUCCCAUUUGCGAUUACAAGCCAGUUCACUGCAGCUGCAGCUAGAAAGGGACACAGGAGUCUUCUCCAAAGCAGAUUCCUCGGCCUUUGUUCCAUCUGCAUUCGGCAUUAUUUCGAGACCUCGAUUUUAUGUUCCUUCGGCUCGCUGUAAUCUCUCCAGCCAACAGAUAAUUUUUCCAUUCAGUCAAACAUCUCACAGUCGACAGCACGCAUUCAACAAGAGUAGCGCUAUUAUUUUUAAGUAUAUUUUAACAGAGCUAUCAAGGUUUUUUUCCUCAGGUAAUCUGGUAAUUGGACUGAGAGACAAACCGGAGGUGUAGAAGCGUCGUAAACGAACCAUCUUCACUUCAGAUCAGUUAAACCGGCUGGAGUCAGCUUUUGAUCGUCAGCAGUAUCUCCUAGGUACAGAGAGAGAGCAUCUUGCCAGGGAGUUAAACCUUUCCCAAACUCAGGUCAAGAUUUGGUUCCAGAACAGGAGAAUUAAAUGGAGGAAGGAACAUUUGUAUGCUGGACAUGAAGAUGUUCCAGUGAAAAAAAGAUUAUGAGCGAAAGACUCUAGUUCCUUUGUGAUCAAUUUUGUUUCACAGCCAUUAACUUGUUCAAGAUUAAAAUGGCUGUCAAUGAAUUUGAUCGUGAUCUAAUUCUUAAAUUUCAAACUCUUUUACAUCAUUUCAGUAGACUGGGUAGCCUCUUAGUUAAAAUCAGUUAUCCCAAUACAUGAUUUACCGAAAAAACAUCAAGGGUUGUACGACAGUGUCGGGUUGUACGUCGCCGGUUUGUUUUCAUGAUGACACUUGUGUUAUUGAAUUGAUCCAAUCUCAUGUACAUGUUCAUGUACUGAAGACCUUUUUCAGAUGCAGAGCUGACGCAAAUUUACGGCAAAUUUUAAAAUGAGUCGAUCACUGUUCGAGCUCUUAUCCACUCUGUUUAACUUAAGAGAUUGUGCUUCACGAAACGUGACAGUCAGCUACUUGUUUUAUAAAUAAAUAAUUCGAUAAACGCAAAAAUGAUCUGAAGGCGAUGAUUUCACAAUUAAACUGACAAUAAAUCAGUGAAACUUGUACAAUGCGGUCACCCACGAGUCUGCUGCUGGUUUAUUUCCGUUCAAUACAGCUUCUGGUUAUAACAGCAGACAAAGGAGCUGCAAUUGCCUUAUUGUGGUUUGUGAUAAAACAAGGCUCAAUAUGAUUUUUGAAAUGUAAAUUUUUACUGGCUUGUUACUGUAAAAAUAAUAAUAAUAAUAAUUUAAUAGACCCUCUUGAUGCGUCCCCUCAAUGCAGGCUUUGCGUCACAAAAGUUCUUACUGUAUACAACUGCUUCAAUCUUAUAGCAAAUUACUAUGGGCUAGAAUUGAAUGUGGCGGAAUCUCUUAUAUCAAGUCAAAUAUCGUUGCUGUUUUCUUUCUUC
Molecule: messenger RNA, 1593 nt
Organism: Stylophora pistillata
Lineage: Eukaryota; Metazoa; Cnidaria; Anthozoa; Scleractinia; Pocilloporidae
Product: homeobox protein DBX2-like
Biological process (GO): regulation of transcription by RNA polymerase II; neuron differentiation; central nervous system development
Cellular component (GO): nucleus
Molecular function (GO): DNA-binding transcription factor activity, RNA polymerase II-specific; RNA polymerase II cis-regulatory region sequence-specific DNA binding
Source: RefSeq, a predicted model, not a curated record